AUGAGACGCACACGCGCAAGCCUCUAUUCUGAUUCAGUAUUCAAUUGGCUUUUCCUUGAAAUUGACGCGCGUCCGCCCCUGGCACGUGCUCCGACUCGGCGAACUCUCCAGGGAGUCUCCAGGCGCGCCUGGUCUGGAAUCUGGAUCCCCCACUUGCUCUACACCGCCAUGUCCUUCCUCAAGCUUGCCCGCGCAUUCCGCCUCGCUGGUACGCGGCGCUUUGUCUCAAUCGCUGCCAGCCAACCAGUGCGCACGUCUUACCGUGCUCUUGCCCUGGGUACGACCGUUGGCGUCGCAACAUGGCUUGCGUUGACUCCCCACAAAAUCCAUCUGGACAGUCAGGUUCCAGAGAGCAACGUCAAGCAGGCAUCCGCGGAAGACACGACAGUCGAUCCUGCAACGUCCAUUGCGUUCCCGAACGUUAUGCAGAUACAGUCGAAAACGCCUAUCCCUCCAAUGAGUCUUGUAGGUGUCGGCGUUCGAACCGUUUCUUUUAUAGGCCUCAAAGUAUACUCGGUGGGAUUCUACGCGGAUCUGAACAACCCAGCUAUCAAAGUCCCCCUCGACAUGUCCCCGGAGAACAAGGUAAAGUACAUUGUUCGGAACACCUCAUGCGUCGUUCGAAUCAUCCCCACACGCUCAACCAACUUUACUCAUUUGCGAGAUGCUUUUAUGCGCUCCCUUCAGGCUCGCCUCGGUGCCGGAAUUAAGGACGGGUCUAUAACGGAAGCAAUCGCUCAAAGUGUCUCUGGUCCCAUGCGCAAGCUGAAGAGCUUGUUCCCCAAUUCGCCGUUCGCGAAACACACUCCCCUCGAUAUCUACCUUGCCGCACCAGUGCCGGGCAAACCUCGAGCGUUGGUGUUCCGUGACCUGGGUACCAUCGAAGACGACUGGGUCGCAACUGAGCUCGUCCUGAACUACUUCGAAGGAGAAGGCCCUAGUCCACCUCUCAAAGCGACCGUGCUGGAAAAUCUGAAGUCAUUUGAGAAGUGA
Cyclocybe aegerita is the source of this 993-nucleotide messenger RNA. The record is from the annotation of a GenBank genome assembly. Lineage: Eukaryota; Fungi; Basidiomycota; Agaricomycetes; Agaricales; Hemipholiotaceae.